Molecule: messenger RNA, 463 nt
Organism: Melanotaenia boesemani (Boeseman's rainbowfish)
Lineage: Eukaryota; Metazoa; Chordata; Actinopteri; Atheriniformes; Melanotaeniidae
Product: enolase-phosphatase E1-like
Exons: 3
Coding region: 41-433 (130 amino acids)
Molecular function (GO): acireductone synthase activity
Source: RefSeq, a predicted model, not a curated record
CGUCAGUUAACGCCAGCUGCACACUCCCGUAACAAAAAAGAUGGCAUCUGUUUCUAUCCCCACAUCCACCAGUGCCCUUUUGCUGGACAUCGAAGGAACCACCACACCAAUAACGUUUGUUGAGGAUAUAUUGUUUCCCUACAUCAGGGAGCAUCUUGAGGAUUGCCUGUCCAUUCACUGGGAGGAAGAUGAGUGCAAACAAGAUGUUCAUCUCCCGAAGAAACAGAUUGAGGAGGACAUGAGGCAGAACCGGGCGUGUCCUGUCCACACCGUGGACCAAACGGUCCACACAGAUGAGGAGAAGGCCAUCCGGGAGGUCGUGGAGAGUGUGCUGUGGCAGAUGGCUGCAGACAGGAAGUCCACAGCACUCAAACAGCUGCAGGGUCACAUGUGGAGGGCAGCUUAUACUUCUGGAAGAAUCAAAGGCGAGUAAAUACAUUGGUCAUUUUCCUCGCUAUUAAAC